Molecule: messenger RNA, 2209 nt
Organism: Racocetra persica
Lineage: Eukaryota; Fungi; Glomeromycota; Glomeromycetes; Diversisporales; Gigasporaceae
Source: the annotation of a GenBank genome assembly
AUGUCUCCAAAGCGGAAUCAAAGAUAUCAACAUAAUAAGCGAUUCCAAAGAAAAUCCAACCCUGCUUUUCACCUUCGACAUCAGGACAAUCGAUUUAAUUAUUCUUCACGUCAAGAUAACUUUGAUGAACAAUUCCCAGAAACUAUCUCUGAUGAUAUCUAUGGAACAAACAUUACACCAACAUUUCAUCAGAUGGAUCAAAAUACAUCAAGAUCGUUGAAGAAUUUUGAAAUACGAGGCAACGCCUAUAAUUUCUCGUUAAAUAAUAUAAAUCACUCAAUGGACAGCAUUCAACCCAAUUCAAUAAGUGGGCUACGCAAAGUUUCUGAACUACCUGAUCGAUUUAGAUCAUUAUUUCCCUUCGGCGUCUUUAACAGCAUUCAAUCACAAUGUAUUGAUACCGCCUUAUACACGAAUGAAGAUCUCGUUGUAAUCGCACCAACUGGAUCCGGUAAAACUGUAGUAUUUGAGCUUGCAAUGAUCAAUGUACUUAUGAAUAAUAAUGAUCAUGCAAGAAUGGUGUAUAUGGCACCAACUAAGGCAAUUUGCUCAGAACGGGCACAGGAUUGGUCUCGCAAAUUUCGUCAUAUUGGAAUCACAUGCGGAGAGUUGACCGGAGACACGAACACGGCACAUAUUGCUGAUAUUAAAAAAAGCAACAUUAUGUUCAUUGAUGAAGUUCAUAUAUUGCACGAAGACAGAGGUGCCAUUCUUGAGGCCGUUGUUAGUAGAAUGAAACUCAUGGGAACCUAUAGCAGAUUUAUCGCAAUUUCUGCAACAGUGUACAAUAUUGAAGAUGUUGCAUCUUGGAUCAAUCUUGGUAUUCAGAGUGACAAUAAAUUUCCUCAAAAUAAUGGUAUUUCCUUUAUUUCUCUUAGUGAUCAUGAGUAUCGACCUGUACGACUUUCUCGUCAGGUGUUAUCCUAUCCAUCGGAUGGAAAUGUAUUCAAAUUUGAUAAAUCGUUGAACGACAAACUCCUUGACAUAAUUCAACAAUAUUCUAACGGGAAGCCCUCAAUAGUGUUCUGUAUAACGAGGAGGUCUACAGAAGAAGCGUGUCAGUCUAUCGUUAAAAAACUUAAAAAUAUGCACAAAGAUUUACCGUGGAACAUCAGGCCAAUUGAAAUUACAUUUCACGACAAACAGUUACAAGAAUUCGUAAAAUAUGGUGUUGUUUUUCAUCAUGCAGGACUUCAUAUGCAAGAUCGAAAAAAUAUUGAAUCGAUGUUUUUACAAGGUGCAGUACAUGUUAUAUGCGCAACAUCGACAUUAGCUAUUGGGGUAAACUUGCCAGCUCAUUUAGUCAUAAUCAAAUCAACCAUGGCUUAUAAAAAUGGCGGUUUCACAGAAUAUUCUGACUCAGAGAUUAAACAGAUGCUUGGUCGUGCUGGUCGACCGCAAUUCGAUGAUAGUGGAAUAGCGGUUAUAAUGACAAGCCAUAAUAUGAAACAAAAGUAUGAAGCAUUGGUAACUGGAAUUAAAGAUAAACUCGAGAGCAGCUUGCAUGAAACACUCCACGAACAUUUAAAUUCUGAAAUAUGCCUUGGAACCAUAGAUCAUGUGAACAACGCAAUGAAGUGGAUGAAGUCAAACCCUCAACGAUAUGAUCCAAGAUUUAAAGAAGGAAUUUGUAUGAAUGACUUGAGAAAUCUUGAAAUAUCCGAAAUGAUUAUGAUAAAUAACGAUAAUAUUAGGCCGACUAAAAUUGGCGAAACAAUGGCAAAAUAUAAUAUAAAAUAUCUUACAAUGCAACGCAUAUUGUCAAUAUUUUCAUGGCACCAAAAAAACUCGACAUCAUCAAAAGAAGAAAUUAUAAAAACUUGCUUAGAGAAAGUAUCGCAAGCAGAAGAGUUUAAUGAAGUAAAAUUGCAUCGUCAUGAAAAACUGACGUUGAAUAAGUUAAAUCAGCAUGCAGAUGUUAAAUUUCCCCUUUCUGGAAAAGUGAAAGAUACCAGAGAAAAAGUUUUUAUCAUGAUCCAAGUCGUAUUAGGAAAUGUGCCAUUAGAGGAUUCAUCAACUCGUGUACAGGUCAAUACGGAGUCGAGAGUCAUCGUUCAACAUGGUCAUCGUAUACUGAAAUGUCUUGUUGAAUUAGCAGCAUAUAAAGAGAAUGUUGCGGUUUUGAAAGUUGCAAUAGACUUAGCAAGAUGUAUGAAAGCAAAAAUGUGGAAUGAUUCUCCCUUUAUACUAAAACAACUAGAUGGCAUUG